This is a messenger RNA of Acanthopagrus latus (yellowfin seabream), 7501 nucleotides long. RefSeq names its product ninein (GSK3B interacting protein) (gene nin). The transcript has 28 exons. Gene Ontology annotation, biological process: microtubule anchoring at centrosome; centrosome-templated microtubule nucleation; centrosome localization. The record is from RefSeq and is a predicted model, not a curated record. Gene Ontology annotation, cellular component: mitotic spindle pole; centriole; pericentriolar material. NCBI's taxonomy places the organism in Eukaryota, Metazoa, Chordata, Actinopteri, Spariformes, Sparidae. Gene Ontology annotation, molecular function: calcium ion binding. The coding region runs from base 21 to 6797 and encodes 2258 amino acids.
GCAGGGUGCUGUCCUGUGGGAUGGAUGACGCCCAAGAGCAGGACCAGUACGAGGAGCGCCUAAAAGAAGUUUUCAACAGUUUCGACGCCAGCGGCUGCGGCUCGCUGUGCCCGGAGGAGCUGUCCGACCUCUGCCUGUCUCUGCACCUGGACGAUGCCACGCCGGCUCUGCUCCAAACGCUGCUGCAGAACCAGGACCGCCUCACCGCCAGGGUUGACUUCGACCAGUUCAAGAAUGCGCUCAUUCUGGUGUUGUCAUCGACCAUCGAGCCGGCUCAGGAACAGCAGGAGGCCGUGUCGACGCAAGAGUCUCCUGAGAUCCAGCCAAAGUUCGUGAAGGGCAGUAAGCGCUACGGCCGCCGCUCCACGCCGGAGUUCAUCGAGCCUAUUUCAGACUCAUCCGAAGUUAGAACUACAAAUCCGGAGGAGCAGGAGGAUCUGGAGGACAACUAUGACUCGGCCGUUCCCAGAAAGCGUGAGCGCUGGAACGCUCACGAAGCGAACACAGAGGAAUAUGAAGCAGAAGGUCAGAUGCAUCUCUGGAACCCAGAUGAGCCGAGCACGCCUCGGGGAUCCGUCGCCUCCCUGUCGGCCUGUCUGGAGGAGAGGCUGCGCGAGGCGUGCGGCGAGCUGGCGAUCCCGUGGGCCGGAUGUGCCGGUCACACUGAGCUGCUCGCUCUCUGUGAACACCUGGGCCUGGAGGUAAACAUGGAUGUGCUCCAGAGUCUGACCGGCGACGGAGUGAUGAACGUUCAGGAGUUUGUUUCCAGGGUCGUGAACCAAAACAAACCCCCGACACCGUCCGCCUCCACCCCCUACAGACAGCUCAAACGACACCACUCCACCCAGCCCUUUGAUGAGGGAGGUCGGAGGAUAGCCACUCCGUCUGCACUAACCGGCACCAUCGGGAUGCGUCUCUUCUCCACCCUGGACGACGGAACCGGUUUCACCCCAGUCGAACAAAUUCUGGACGCCUGGCUGGAGGAGGGGAUAGAAAACAGCACUGAGAUCCUGCAGGCUUUGAAUUUCGACCUGGAUGGAAAACUGAGUCUUGGUGAUCUCACCAUGGCGCUUGAAAACGAGCUGCUCGUUGCUAAGAAUGGGAUUCACCAGGCGGCACUGGCAAGCUUCAAAGCUGAGAUCAGAUAUCUCCUAGAGCGAGUCGACAGGGAACUCAGGGAGAAAGAGAAAAUCCGUUCGGACCUGGAGAAAGCUGAGAAACUCAAAGCUCAGCUCGCCACUGAGGUGGAUGAGCAUCACUCUGCGAUCGAGCACACGAAUAACCUCAACCUCAGGAAGCUUGAACAGGAACACAAAGAGAAGCUAGCAGCGAUGCGAUCAGAGCUGAUGCAGGAGAUGGACCAGCUCCAGCAGCAGGCCGGCCUGCAGCGAGAGGAGCUGGAAGCCGAGGUCCAGAAGAUCCGGGAGGACGAGUCCUUUCUCCGAGAUCACCUCUCCAUCUCUGUGAAGGAAAACAGACGUCUGGAAAUGGAGUUGCUGGACAACGCUGAAAAACUGAUGGAGGCUCAAAACCAGAUUGCAAAACUCCAGAUGGUUGUGGACAACAUUACGAAAGAAAAGUUUGGAGACCUGGACCCCGGCAGCGCAGACUUCUUCCGGCAAGAGGAACGAAUUAAACAGCUACGUAGCGGCUAUGAAGCUCAGUACAGGGAGCUGCAGGAUCGUAUUGACGAGCUGCAGUCGGAGCUGCAGGAGUUCCACAGUCUCGGACGAGUUCACCCGUCCUGCAACAAACCUCUCUCUGAGGAGCUGGAGAGUAAAAGCCCAGGCAUGGAGUCCGAUCCAGGUAUCGGUUCGGAGGAGGUUCAGCCGUUCAGCAUGAGCCUGGAAGCAGAGAUGAUGUUGGAGCAGCUGAAGGAGCAGCACCUGCAGGAGAUGGAGGAGCUGCGAAAUCAGCUCGAAAGCAAGAUCGCCGAAUUUGACAAGAUGGUGGAAAAGCAGAGGGCGACCCACGAGGACCAGAAGGCUGCUUUAGCCCUCCAGUACCAGCAGGAGGUCCAGGCUUUGAGGGAGGAGGUGGUCAGCGUUCAGAACCAGGCGCAGGAGCUCCAGAGCCAGCUCGAGCAGGCGGAGCUGGAGCGGACCGGCCUGGAGCAGACGCAGGCCGAGGAGAGGGAAGAGCUGGAGAAUCUGCAGGAGGAGGAAGUGGGAGCGCUCAGGCAACAGCUGCUGGAGGCCCACAUCUACACCGCCGACCUGGAGGAGCAGCUGAAGGCCCUCGAGGCCCAGCAGGCCGAGAGGGACGAAAACCUCGCCAGUGCGACGGAGGAACUGAAGAAACAACACGCCAUUGAGAUCGAGAAACUGGAAGAGGGGCGCGUAAAAGCUUUUGAAGCCAAACUGGAAGAGGAGAGGAAGAAACUGCAGGAAGAAAAGGCCGAGGUGGAGAGGAGAUUGAUGGACGACGGUGAGAGAGAGAGGGAACGGCUGCAACAGAGCCACGAGGAUGAGCUGAAGGCCAGGCUGGACGAAGCGAAGGCGAGGUUUGAGGAGGAGCGUGACGAGGUCGUACAGAGGCUGACGGAGCAGUGGCAGAAAGAGAGGGCUCAGCUGGACGAGCACAACAAUGAGUCUCUGCAGGUGCUGCUGGAGGAGGAGAUGUUGAGACUUGUCAGGGAACAGGAAGAGAAGGAGAGCAAGCUGAGGGAGCGGUGGGAGAGCGAACGAGCCCGGCUUCAGGAGCGCCACGAGGAGGCCGUGCUGGAGAGGGUGCUGCAGGAAAGGUCGCAGCUGCAGGAGCAGUUCGAGGAGAGGGAGAAGAGGCUGAGGGCGGAGUGGGAGAAGGAGAGACUGCAGCUCGAGGAGGACUACGAGGGGAUGCUUCAGGAGAGGCUGAGCGAGGAGAGGGAGAAGUUUGAGGCGGAGAGAGAGGAGGAGGAGGAGAAGAGGCUGGAGUCGGUGCUGGCAGAGGAGAGGGCUCGGCUGGAGCAGAGCCACCGCGAGGCGAUGAAGCUGCUGACCGCCAAACACACCGAGGAGAGGGACGCUCUCAGCAGCAUGCUGGACAAACUGCGAGACGACAUCACGCAGGAGAGGAGCGACAUCGAGAUCAGCUUCUCCCAGAGAAUCAGGGAAGUGGAAGAUCGUUUCGCGGGCGAUCAGGACUCUGCCGCGAGGCGUUUUCAGGCCGACGUUCUGAAACUUGAACAGCACUACCAAAGUGAGCUGAAGGCCCUUUCUGAGAGCCACGUCGAGCAGAAGCUCCUCUGGGAGGCUCAGCUGCAGGAGGCCAUCGAGAACGCUGAGGAAGAAAGAAGAAGGAUGGAGGAGAGUGUGGAGCAGGAAAGACAGAGUCUGGAUCAGCAGUGGAAGACGGAACAGCACGAGUUAGAACGACUUCACAAAGAGGAGGUGGAAGAACUUGCGAGGAAAAACCAGCAACUGCAAAAUGAGUUGGAUGAGUUUAUCAGCAGGGCUCAGACCAAAGAGAUCGAGCUGAGCAGGCAGCUGAACGACCUCCACAGCCGGCUUCAGGAGAGCCUGGAAACCAAAGAUGAGCUUCUCGCUCAGUCCGAGAAGAAGGCGCUCGAGGUGGAGCUCCUGCUGAAUCAAACUGUGGAGGAUUUCAAACAGGAGAGGGAAGAGCUUCUGAGCAGCCAGUCGGAGCUCGAGGCGAAAAACAAUGAGCUGCUGUCCAUGUCCGAGAGGCAGGUCAGCGAGAGGAUCGAGCUGCUGACGGAGCGCGAUGACCUGAAGAUGAAGAUCGAGGAGCUGGAGACGCUGCUGAAACAGGCGGCGGUGGACUUUGAGCUGGAGAGGAAGGAGCUCCAGGAACAUGUAACCAUUCUUGAGGAGAAGCUGAAAGAUAAUCCGGAGAAUGAGAGAAACAAGUUUAUAGAGGAGAGAGACGUGCUGAAAAUCAGAAUUAAAGAGCUGGAGAUGGAAUUGAGUCGGGUUUCGUCACCUGCAGUAAAGUCAAAGCAGGAGUCGUGUUUCGUGCCGCCUGAAAUCUGUCUCAAUGAUGAUGCUAUCCUCGGACAAGAUGUCGAUGUAGAGAUUAUAACAGAGGAAGUAAAGAUGGAGCCAAACGAAAGCGACGAACAUGAUGCACAAAAAUCUGUGAGUGAGAGUGAUGAGGCGUGGCCCGAGAGCGCCCAGGAAGCCGAGGGAGACCCACAUGCCAGCUGUUGUUCCACAGACAUUAGACGCGGUGACCCAGAUGAAAAUAAUUCAAAUGCUGUAUCCAAAAUCCAAACUGUUUCCCCAGAGGUGCCAUGUGAUGCCGCCUCAUCCCUCGAGGCACUUGAAGGUGAAGACGCCGUUGAAGUCGGUGAGAAAAAAGCAGCUCUGGGAUCAUGUGAGGAGGGAGACAAACCUCAAGAUGCCCCGGGUGCGGACGACCAAAGCUGUUGCCGUGAAGAUGAGCCGUGUCAUGGGACUGUGGUCGAUCCCUCGGUGCUGCAGGAGAUGGGUGACCCCAGUGAGCUGUCUCCAGUGGGUGCUGAGGUUACUUGUUUAGCAGAGAAUUCCCACGACCGCGAACAAGAGGAUGAACUUGUGUCCGACUCAGACUGCGAACGUUUAACCGCUGAAAUAAAGGACGAUUAUCUGGAAACUCCGGAGGAUGAAGAGGCCGACUGGGAGGAGAGGGAAUAUUCUCUCCUGAAGCUGCAGGCAUUGUAUAACACCGCGACGGAGGAGAACGUCCUCCUGCACGAGAAGAUCUCCCUGCUUCAACAGAAGACGGAAAUACUGGAGAAUCUCCUGGCUCACAACAGUGAAAAGCUCAAAACUGGCCAUCUGAUAUUAGAGGAGAAUUACAGCCUCAAAGUCAACAUGCUUCUGCUGAUGGAGCACGUCAAAGAGCUGCAGGCGAAGGCCUUAAAGUCGACGGAGCUCCAGAUCAGAUAUGAGGACUGCAUGUGCGAGAACGCCAAACUGAAAGACCAAAACGGCGAACUUGAAAAGAGAGUUUGGAGCCUCGAGGGCAAGAUGAACUUCUUCCUCGAUUUCCAAGAUCAUUCCAAGGUUUCGCUGGCGGACGACAUCAGCAGGAUGAGAGGGGAGAACAGGAAGCUCUCGGAGUUGUUCAGCGAGCUGGAGAGGCAGCAGAGCCCCGCAGAGGAGACUCUCCUGGAUCUGACCGGCCCGCUGGAGGUUAAAGUUCAAGCGGCGACCGAUCUGGAGGAGCGCUGUGAGGAGUUUGAGAAGGGGAACACCAGCCUCCGCCGAGCCAUCACAGAGCUGCAGGACAAGUCGCAGACACUAAACGAAGCGACGCAGGCUCAUAGAUCUGAGGCCAGUCGUCUCGCUGAAGAAAACGUCGUCCUCAGGCAGAAGCUUGCUGUGUUGAAGGAGGAGGACUUGAAAGAGACCCGGGAAGAGUUGAUGAAAAAAUUGGAGCACUUGAAGAAGGGGAAUAUCGCGGCUCAGAAGGCAGCGGAGAAUUUCAAGAAACAGAUUUCAGAGCUGCUCGUGCAGAGCCGGCAGCUGGAAGACGAGAACGGGAUGCUGUCGGAGAAAGACGCCCGAAACAUCGCUGUGAUGGAGGAUCUGCGACAGCAGCUGGCAGAGCUGAUAAAGCAGAACGACAAGAGGGAGACCGUCCUCGCUGAGGAGAAGAACGAGCUGGCAGCUUGUGUCUCUGCUCUGGAGGCAGAGCUGACCAAAGCUCUGGAGGACACGGCACAGCUGGAGGACAGGAACACCCAGCUGUCACAGCAGCUCUCUGGCCUCAGAGAGAAGGCUGCCGGCUUCGACUCCAUGGAGAGUCAGCUCAGCCACGUGAUGGAGGAGCGGAAGUGUGCGGAUAUGGAAUCUCUGGGCCUCCGCAACCAGCUAGACGAAGCUGAAGACAGGGUGAAGACGGUGGAAGAAACUCUCCAGGCUGUGAACCAACAAAGCGUCCGUCUCAAGUCGGACCUCCGCGUCCUGCAGCAGGAGAGGGACUCCCUCAAACAUGACGUCGCAGUGCUACACAAACAGCUGCAGAAUGUCAACGACAGGAACCAUGUUCUGGAGAGGGCCCUGCACUCGAGUGGCCUCCAGAGUAAGACCAAGAAGCGUUACAGAGACGAGAUGUCUCGGCUGAUGGAGCAGGAUCACCAGCUGCUGAGGCAGGAGAACGAGCGGCUGCAGGCGGAGGUGCGCAACGUCAAAGACGACCUCGUGCAGUCCAGAGAAAAGGUCCGUCAGCUGGAUGCGACCGUUCUGUCCCUGAAGCAGCACAAACAGCAGAGUCAGGCCUCCCUGGUGAAGGCCUUGGAGCAGGAGAACGCCUCCCUGAAGCAGGAGCUCGAGGCAAAGAAAGAUCUCACCAGGGGCCGUGAAGCGGGACAAGGACAGUCGGAGGUGGAGAAACUCCAGCAAGAAAAUGAGGCACUCAAAACCCAAAUGGCUCGAUUGUCCACACAGCUGCUAGAUUCAUUUCAGGCUCAGCUGGUCGAACUUCUGCCUCCGUCGCCUCACAGGAUGCCCCGGGGACAACAUCGUGGCGACGAUCCGGGCAACAUGCAGGACGACAGGGAGAGGAAGAUGAAGAAUAUGGAGGAGCGCAUGAGGGAAAUUGAGCUGUCGCUGCAUAACGUCAAACUGCUGCUGAGAGAGAAAGUUGCUCAGCUGAAAGAACAGCUGCACAAGAACGGCAAGGCCGACGUGCUGAUCAAAGAUCUGUACGUGGAGAACGCCCAGCUGCUGAAAGCUCUGGAGAUCACCGAGCAGCGGCAGAAAAUCACAGAGAAGAAGAAUUACCUGCUGGAGGAGAAGAUCUCCAGCCUGAACAAGAUUGUGCGUGACCUGAACCCCUCGCCGCUCUCCUCGCUGCCCUACCACUAUUAACGUGCCGGAUGCAAGUGACCAAACUAAUUUUACUUUGAACAGCACCAAAUGCACAAGAAAAAGGCCUUUAAACCUGUAAAGCCUAAUUUCACUGUGUUGAAUAUGAAGUAUUUUUAUUUUAUUGUAUUUCAUAUGAAGUAAGAAUGAGCUUUUGUCACAUUGGACCUAAUGAAGAAACCAAAUGUGAGGUUAAACUGUAAAGAACACCUUUUAUUUUACAGUAAUUUAUCAUUUUAAACAAGUAAUUAACUAAAUAUUUUUUACCAGGACACUAUAUCUUCUAAAAGAAAGAAGCGAUACUGAAGUGCACUAUUUAUAUAAGCGUCCUCUUGUCUGUGUUGUCAAAGAGAUAAAUUGUGCCGAUCCGUCUCUGCUCUCCUGCUUUAGACUUUAUGUAAAGAAACAACACACCUGUCUGUUGUUAUACCAUGUGAGCGGAGAGCGCAAAUAGUCUGGUGACCUUUUCCAGAUGUUUGCUCUCAUCAAACACGACCUGGAGUCACAAUCGAGAGGCAAUACUCGCUAUUUAAGAUGCACCGGAUUAAAAAAAACGGCUACUGAAUGUUGCAAUAUGUAAAGUUUUUAUGUGUAAAGCUCAUUAUGCCAAUAUGAAUGUGUAAAUGCUGCCACGUAAAAAGCACUAAAGUUGUAAAACAGGGUAAUGUUUUGUUUUAACAUGUACAACAUAAAAUACAUGCAUCGUG